Messenger RNA from Penaeus vannamei (Pacific white shrimp), 596 nucleotides. The record is from RefSeq and is a predicted model, not a curated record. NCBI's taxonomy places the organism in Eukaryota, Metazoa, Arthropoda, Malacostraca, Decapoda, Penaeidae.
AAAUAAAACAUAUUUUGGGUAAAGAAUCGUGUGUUUGUUUGGAUCAGAAAGGUGAAAAGGGUGAAAAGAAAGAAAUACAUUAUUGAUAGGCGAUCGGGCUCUGAAAUACUGAGUCAGAGAAACGGAGAUAGAAAGGUAGACCAAGAAAAAGAGAGAAAGAAACUAAUUAGAAAGACACAAACAAAACAGAAAGAACACAAAAAAACAGUCAAAUCAAGCCGCAGACAAAAUAAAAUAUUAAAAAAAAAAAAACGAGAGAAGACGGAAGUUAUUAAGAACGAAAGAGCAAAUGGCAGGAACAGCAAAACGUUUCUCAGUGAGGCCCCAAACCGUGACUGUGGUCGUCCGAAACCUCCCUCCGGCCACGACCUCGGACCAACUGCGUUCGAUCUGCAACGACUUCGGCGAGGUCGUGGAGGUCGAGAUCCCGCAAAAAGCCGGGAAUUUUCUGCACUUCAUUUAUGGGUUUGUCCGGUACAGCAGCCUAGAAGUGGCUCUGAACGCCGUGCUGAAACUGAACACACUAGUGGUUCAAGGGAGACAGCUGAAUGCAGAGGUAGCGAGAAAGCACUGGCGCAACACCAAUGAUAAAACAG